This is a messenger RNA of Cylindrotheca closterium, 3087 nucleotides long. Lineage: Eukaryota; Bacillariophyta; Bacillariophyceae; Bacillariales; Bacillariaceae. The record is from the annotation of a GenBank genome assembly.
AUGGUUGAUUCAAAUGGAGCUGUUCUCGGCGAUAGACUAAGAAUAGAGGAUACGGAUACCAAUACUGUGGGAAGGGAAAGAAGAAUUUCAGAACCACUCACGGGCAGCCAAAGCCUGCUUGCUCAUCAGCAACAAGAACAUGAUACGACACAACGAAUAUCUUUUCCGAGUCCAAUGACUACUCGAAAGAAACCCUUUUCUCCAAGACUUCGAUUGGCACCAGCUUCACCUCCGCCACAACCACCAUCAUCGCAUUAUAAUCUAUUUUCCAACCAAUUGAAAGCGAUGGGAACGGUAUCAGCAUCAAGUGCGUCGAAUCAACAGCAGACACAAGGAGGGGGCAUACUACCGUCACCACCCUUGUCCAAGAAACCAGUUGUAGACGCCAGCAUUAGUCAGCAGAACCAGUACCAUUCUCGAAUCGCCACACAUCAUUGGAUGACAGCUCCCGAAGGAGGUAGAGCCUCCAAUCACCGUCAUUACGAUGACGAUGACGAUGACGUGGAAACAGAUCACCGCAGUGAUAGUCCAAAAAUAACCCGUGCAAUUCACUCGGAUGACAGUAUUGAAGACAUCGACAGUCCCCAUCGAUCCCAUCCACCAGCUGAUGGCGAGGAACAACAACAAGAAGUCGCACUAUUGGUAAAUGAGUCUCCCGAGCGUCAAAGAAGAAACAGUAGUUCAAGUUUUGCUGCGGACAGUAGCUCCGGUCCACUUUCACCCGCCCAUGAUGUGCUGAGUCCAAUAAGAAAGAAGCAAUCACCAAUGAAGCCAAUAACAAGUCCUAGAGCCUUUGGGUUCGAUGGGUCGUCACACCAUCAUAUUGAUCAGUAUGCAAAGGGGGGCACGCUGAUGGAAGAGAAUAACUCCAAUCAUCAAUUUUCACCUCAAAGUCCUAUUGAUCGACGACUUCGACAGUCGGUGGAGCGACGACAACGAAAGAGUGGAGCCUCUGCUAUGGAUUCGUCCGAUCUCGAAAAGUAUCUGAAAGGGAAGUACGGUAAAAAUGAAGACGGCAGGAGCAGUGUUUAUCAGUCUUCACCACAAACCCCAAGAGAUAGACGAAUCCGGCAGUCAGUCGAACGAAGACAACGGAAAAGUCAAACGAAGGAAGCCUCAAACAAUCACGGAAAUGAUGAUGAUUCAGACAAUGAUGACGAUGAUGAUGAUGAUUCGUUCGAAUACCUAGUCAGUCCCGGUGCCUUUAGCAUCCAUUCCAUUGGUGCUGUGGAUCAACACGCAAAGGGGAAACUAACCCAGCAUCCCAAUACUUCUCCUGACCCUCAACCACCAUUGUCGCCGCCCUUUCUAUCCGAUGACUCGCCACUCCCAACAGCAGCGGGAAAUAAUAGGCGGAAAUCCAACGAGCAACAACUUACCAGUGCAAGUUGCCAUGGUCCUCGUUCCCACGAUCGUAAUGUCAAUUCCAAUCGCAUUUUUGGGGACUCACUUCACCUCAGCCUUCAUUCUCCUCGAGAUACACCAAGGGUGACGGGUACAAUUGCCGCGAGAAGACCGCAACAACAAGUGGAUCCUCCAAUCAUGCGAGGGAGCCAACACGGUCGAACUCCCAUGCAUCUUGGCAUUAUGCCAUCAUUGAUAGAUGAAGGCCCAGUAGGGGACACUCCUACUCCGUCUCGUUCUGUUUCCUUGGACUCUUCGAUGGCCUCGAUUGGAAGAUCCAUGGUCCGCGUCAUUGGCGAUCGUAACCUCAAUGGUGACGACGUUGGAAACGGUGAUGGGGACGAUGAACCAAAUUCCAAAGCCGAUGACAACUGCUGCCAUCAACAGAAUCGUGUUCUUUGGAGCAUUGUGGUUGCCUUGGUAUUGAUAAGUGCCAUUGGUUUCGGUGUUGGCGUUGGCGCUCGGAAAUCUUCUCCAUCAGGGUUGCCACCACCGACUCUGCCCCCCAACAAUGCUGAUCCCAGCGACGACGUCCCUUUGCUCCGUCCCACUUUAGCUCCGAGCAACAACAAGGAUGAUUUGCUAUUAGAAUCUCUUUGGGCUUGGAUUCUAGAUGAAGGAAUAUCGGAUGCUGAAAGCCUAAAGGAUCUGGAAAGUGCGCCUUAUCGAGCCUUGCAUUGGUUGGCCUUUCAAGACCCGCUGCAGCUUCCUGUCCCUGUAAAAACCGCGGAUAACAACUCCACAGCAAUGACACAUGAACAGCAAGCGUUUCUGGAGCGCUAUGUUGCCUCGGUCCUCUACUUUGCUACGAAUGAACGUUUCGAUUUCCGAGUCCAAGAAAAUAGCGUAUGCUCCUGGCACACAAAAGGCAACAAAGGAAUCUAUUGUCGGGGGGAGAAUGCCGGUUACUCGAAUGGUGACAUCGGUGUGACGCAUAUUGUCCUUCCAAGGGCCUUCUUGGAAGGAUUCUUCCCUCCAGAACUCUGCAGCUUGCCCAACUUGGUCCAUAUUGACUUUAGUCACAACAGCUUAGCCAGUCUGCCCGAAAAUAUUGGGAAGUGUUCUCAGCUUGAGUCUCUUCUACUAGGUGAUAACCCAUGGGGAUUGGGAACAGAAAUCAACGGCUUGCCGUCCUCCUUGUUCGAGCUGACCAACUUGAAAGAACUACAGCUGUAUCAAUCGUUUCUGGAAGUUUCUUUGCCAUCCACAAUUGGAAUGCUAACCCAAUUGGAAGUGCUGCAACUGACAUCGAACAAGAUUUAUGGAACGAUUCCUCGUCAACUUUGGGACUUGUCUACUCUGCAAUUCUUGGACUUGGGUUUUAAUGAUAUCGAAGGUGGAAUAUCUUCUACAAUUUUCAAUACGAACUUGACGCAUCUUCUACUAGGAACAAACAUUCUGGAAGGGACACUGCCGUCGCAAAUUGGAGCGCUCGCGAAUUUGGUUCAGCUCGAUCUCAGCUCCAAUUAUCUGACUGGUGAAGUACCCAAUGAAUUUAGUUUGCUUUCAAAUCUUGUAGCAUUGGAUCUGAGUGGCAACUUUGACUUGACCGGUUCCCUAGAUGGUUUGUGCAAUUCCACCAGCAUGAAGAUUCUUCCAGCUGGCGACGAAGAAGAGGCACCUUGUUUGUUCUUUGCAAAUGAACAAUUGGUGUGUGCAUGCUGUACUAAGAUAGAAGACUGA